UUUACUUGCUGGCAUUAAAAAAAUCAAUUUUUUGAAAGACAAUUUUAUUAGCUGAAAAAUAGUGUAAUUUUUUUAGUAAUAGGAAGUUAAACAUUUUUCAUUGGUAACGUUAACUUUAGGAAUCACAAUUAUAUAGUGUUAACCAUCGCUAAGUUAAAAGCAAAAUGGCAGAAUGUGUGAAGGUUAUUGUGAGGUGUCGACCUAUGAAUCAGAGGGAGUUAGGGCUCAACUGCCACUGUGUCAUUACCAUGGACACUCCCAAAGGGCAGUGCAGCAUCAUCAAUUCAGUAGAUUCUAAGGCACCACCAAAAAUGUUCACUUUUGAUGGGGCAUAUGGUACAGAUUCCACAACAGAACAAAUAUAUGGGGAUAUUGCAUAUCCUCUUGUAGAGGGUGUCAUUGAAGGCUACAAUGGAACAAUAUUUGCUUAUGGUCAAACCGGCUGUGGCAAAAGUUUCUCUAUGCAAGGAAUUACAGACCCACCAACACAGAAAGGCAUAAUCCCAAGAGCAUUUGCACAUAUUUUUGAAUCCAUCAGUAUAAAGCAAGGAGUCAAAUUUCUUAUACAUGCUUCAUAUCUUGAGAUUUAUAAUGAAGAGAUAAGAGACCUUCUAGGGAAAGAUGUAAAAGCUAAGCUUGAGCUCAAAGAGCAUCCUGAAAAGGGGGUUUAUGUUAAUGGUCUAUCCAUGCAUCCUGUCCACAAUGUAGCAGAGUGUGAGCGCAUCAUGAAUCGGGGUUGGCAAAACCGCAGCACAGGGGCAACUCUAAUGAAUGCUGACUCGUCUCGCAGCCACUCCAUAUUCUCUAUCAACAUGGAGAUGAUCACACAAGAUGAGGAGGGGGAGGAUCACAUUCGAGCUGGGAAACUUAAUUUAGUUGAUCUUGCUGGUAGCGAAAGACAAGGAAAAACAGGUGCCACUGGAGAUAGGCUUAAAGAAGCAACAAAAAUUAAUCUGUCUUUAUCUGCACUGGGAAAUGUUAUUUCUGCACUUGUUGAUGGCAAGUCUAAGCAUAUACCAUACAGAGACUCCAAGCUUACAAGGCUAUUGCAGGACUCACUGGGAGGUAACACUAAAACCAUGAUGGUAGCCUGCCUGUCCCCAGCUGACAACAACUACGAGGAGUCACUGUCCACUCUUCGUUAUGCCAACAGGGCCAAGAACAUCAAGAACAAGCCAAAGAUUAAUGAAGAUCCUAAGGAUGCUUUGCUAAGGCAGUACCAAGAGGAGAUUGAGAAACUUAAAGCUAUGCUGGCAGGUCAAAUACCUGUUGAAUUAGCCCCUGCUACUGCUCAAAAGGAAAGCAAGCAAGAUGCUGCCACAGUUAGAGAUGAAUUAGAGGGAGAAAAAGAGAGAAUAAAACAGGAAUAUGAAGCUAAAAUGGCUCAAAUGAAGGCAGCAUUUGAGGAAGAAAAGAGCAACAAAGUAAAGCUUCAGCAGGAUAUGGACAAACUGAGGGCUUUCUAUGAUAGCAAAAUGAAGAGUGUUGAUGGUCAGUUAGCUGGCUUGCCCUCCACAGCGCAAGUACUGGGCGAGGAAGAAUUUGAUGAGGAGGCAGAGGCAAAGAGUGGUGAAAUGAAGCAAGAGAAGAAACAGAAAAAGAAAAUUAUUGAUUCUACCACACGACCUUCAUCCACAACUAAUGAUGAGUUAUUGAUAAUUGGACCUGAUGUAUCUGAUAUAGGAAAACCAAUUAUACUUGGCCCUGAUGGGUUGCCAAGAAUUGAAAAGGUUGAAGACAAUGAAGAGGAAGUGCCAGGGGUGGGGGGCAAAGUUGUUGUUCCUGAAUCACUGUUCAAGGAGCAGCAGGAACAGCUUCAGCGCAUCAAACAGCAACAACAGCAGACAUUACAAAGACGUCAGAUUGACGAUGAAGGUAUCUCUCGACCAAACUCCUCCCCUGUGCAGGAAGUUGACAUGGAAAUGAAACAAAAGGAGGCUUUGGCCAGACUUCUGGCCUUACAGCAGCAGAUGGUUGGUGGAGAGAAUGCUGACAAUGAAAUAGUCAAGCAAGAACAUGACAGGAAAUUACAACGUGCUAAUAUCAUUAGACAAAAACUAGAUGCUGCCAACAAAAAUUUAGAAGAUGAUGGAAUUAUGCUCAGUAUAUUUGACAGUGUGCAGGAUGAGCUCAGAGUGAAAACACAAGUUCUAGAAGAAAGAAAAACCAGGAUUGAGAGCCUUGAAAGGGACAUAAUCGACAUACAAUCAGAGUUUGAGUUUGACCGCAUGGAUUACCUUGACACAAUCAGAAAACAGGACAGACAGAUUGCUUACCUGGAGGCACUAGUGGACAAAAUCCACCCUUGCCUGAGACGUGACUGCAACUAUUACAAUCUGGACAGAAUACGUAUGGAGAGCAAGUACAACGAGGAGAUGGAGAAGUGGGUUCUGCCUAAACUGUCGAUUGACCGGACUGCUCUGCCCACUACAGGGACAGUUCUACCAAAUGGAAAGAUAGAUGCUCGUAAUAGAACAAUGGGGAUGAAUGGAGACUUUGAAGAAGACUUUGAGGAUGAAAAGCUAAGAGAGAAACUGUUUCGGGCUGAGGAUCAGAGCCAUUUGUUUCAACCAAGGAGGGCCUCACAGCUUAUAAAUUCGAAUGAAUCAGUUAACAAAUUUAAUAUGCAAGAAGUACGAGGCUCAUUACGGCCAUCAGUUCCCGGUUCCAACUCAAACAUGCACAAUUUCCAAUUUGACGAGGACCCAGUGAGUAAAGAUUUACGUGCGGCACAAGUCCAUGGACAGCUCCAUAUUGACGAGAUGAUAAGAAAGCCCACCCGCCUUGAUGCACUACCUUCCGUAUCUAAUAAAAAGCCUCGUAAGAAGCGAAACGGACAAGAGUAUUAUUAAAUUUGUAAACUGUGAUAGUAGAUACCACUUGGUAGAAAUAAUACUAGAAAGAAAU
This is a messenger RNA of Physella acuta, 2907 nucleotides long. Its product is annotated as kinesin-like protein KIF17. Gene Ontology annotation, biological process: microtubule-based movement. Gene Ontology annotation, molecular function: ATP binding; microtubule binding; microtubule motor activity. The record is from RefSeq and is a predicted model, not a curated record. NCBI's taxonomy places the organism in Eukaryota, Metazoa, Mollusca, Gastropoda, Physidae.